AUGUCCCAGCAACAGCAAUCAAAUCCACAGCAACUAUCUUAUACCAUUUGGUCUCCACAAGAUACUGUAAGGGAUGUAGCGGAGUCUUUAGGUGUUACAACUGUUAGUGAUGAUGUCCUUAGAUCUUUAGCUAUGGAUGUUGAGUAUCGUAUUUUGGAGAUUAUUGAACAAGCGGUGAAGUUUAAAAGGCAUAGUAAGAGAGAUGUCCUAACUACUGAUGAUAUAGCAAGAGCUCUAAGAGUUUUGAAUGUUGAACCUCUAUACGGCUAUGAGGAUAAUUCAACUCGUGAUAAGGAAGUCUCAUUUAACAAAUUCACAGGCCAAGGGGGGCAGGUGAUGUAUUAUUUGGACGAUGAAGAAGUAGAUUUUGAUAAGCUGAUUAACGAGCCUUUGCCUCAUGUUCCUAGAUUACCGACUUUUACAACCCAUUGGUUAGCAGUUGAAGGAGUACAGCCGACAAUUCCUCAAAACCCAAACCUAAAUGAUUUAAGAAUGACUCAACCUCCACUUGUUAGAGGUGCAAUUGUAACUGCACUGAAUGAUACUUCUAUUCAAACUGCAGUUUCUGAAGAGAAAUCGGAACAUGUUUCGCAGGUGAAACCUGGUCAAGCGACAGAAAUUAAACCUCUAGUAAAACAUGUUUUAUCUAAGGAGUUACAAAUAUUCUUUAACAAGGUUGUUGGUGCGCUAACCUCUAAAGAACAAACAAUGAAUGCGCAGCAUAUGAAGGCAGCUGCGUUGACAUCUUUAAAAUCAGAUACCGGUUUGCACCAGCUAGUCCCUUACUUUAUUCAAUUUAUUGCCGAGCAAAUUACACAUAACCUAUCAGACCUUGAUCUGUUGACUACAAUGCUUGAAAUGAUAUACUCCUUGCUAAGCAACCAGUCUAUUUUUCUGGAUCCAUACAUUCAUUCCCUAAUGCCUUCGAUACUCACUUUGUUACUUGCAAAGAAAUUAGGCGGCACACCUCCAUCAAAUUCAAGUGAUGCUCGUAAAGAUUUUCUAGAAAAGACAAAUGCAUUGCGAGAUUUCUCAAGUACUCUUUUAGAACAUGUUUUAAAGAAGUUCCCUCAAGUUUAUAAAUCACUAAAGCCAAGAGUCACAAGAACACUGCUCAAAACCUUCUUGGACUCUAAUUGUUCAUUUGGGACUUAUUAUGGCUGUAUCCUUGGAGUACGUGUAUUGGGUAAUGAAACUAUAAGGUUCUUCUUAGGAAAUCUACAAAAUUGGGCAAGGUUAGUUUUUGAUGAAGCAAAUACAUCUUUAGAGAAUUUUGAGAUAAAAGAGACUUCGAAGCUAUCUAAGGACGAGGUUCAACUUCUGGCGGAAGUUAUGGUCAACGCAUUGUCUCUUUUGAAGUCUGAUUUGCCCAAGGGCUUCAAGCCUGAGGAAGACACUAUAACUGAAAAAGAUAAGGCCAGAUUAGUAGAUAGAGUUGGUGUCACUAUCUUAAGUUUUCUGCUAGCCAGAGACGAUGCUAAGUUAAUCACGGAAGCCAUCUUCUUUGGUGAGGUUUAG
Molecule: messenger RNA, 1518 nt
Organism: Eremothecium sinecaudum
Lineage: Eukaryota; Fungi; Ascomycota; Saccharomycetes; Saccharomycetales; Saccharomycetaceae
Gene: TAF6
Product: TATA-binding protein-associated factor TAF6
Exons: 1
Coding region: 1-1518 (505 amino acids)
Biological process (GO): transcription initiation at RNA polymerase II promoter; RNA polymerase II preinitiation complex assembly
Cellular component (GO): SLIK (SAGA-like) complex; SAGA complex; transcription factor TFIID complex
Molecular function (GO): protein heterodimerization activity; RNA polymerase II general transcription initiation factor activity; transcription coactivator activity
Source: RefSeq, a predicted model, not a curated record